AUAAAUGUAGCAUGUGUGUUACAUAAUAUUAAUCGUGUCAAAGUGAAUGAUAAAUAUUUUCUUAGGGAUUUGAGAAUCCUAUUCAUAAUUUCUGUUAUGUUUCAUUGAAAGAAGACUGGAAAAAUUUUCCAACGCACCGAAGAGAAUAAUUGAUUUUUGAUCUAUUUAGUUUAUUUAAAAAUAUUAAAAUCUGCGUAAUAAAAUGUCAAAAAAGAAUUUAAUCAAUUCGGUAUCAACAGCAGUUGAUGAAUCAUUAACAGGAUUUUUUUUGACAUACCCGUGCCUUGAAUUACAUUUGAAGAAACGAGUUGUUUUAGCACCUCAUUUUUUCUAGUGGUCAGAUUCAAAUGAAAAAGUGACAAUAAUUUGCGGUGGUGGCAGUGGUCACGAACCUUUCGCAACUGGAUUUGUCGGCUCUGGUAUGUUGAAUGCUGCGAUUGCUGGAUCAAUUUUCGCCUCACCUCCGCCGAGUCAUAUUUUACAUGCCUUAAAAUGUGUAUCAAUAAAUAAUAAUGCUGGUACUUUGGUCAUUAUACCGAAUUACACGGGCGAUUGUUUAAACUUUGGAAUAGCCAUUGAAAAGGCUAAAGUUCUGGGAAUAAAAGUAAAUGAAAUAAUUGUAGAGGACGAUUGCUCAAUACCAGAAAAUGAAUUGGGACGUGCUGGACGACGAGCAGUUUGUGGUAUUUUGUUUAUAAUGAAAAUUGCAGGCGCUCUCGCCCAAAGGGGUCAUAAUUUGGAGGAAGUAACGAAAUUCGCAAAAUUAGUCUUAAAAAAUAUAGCAACUUACGGCGUUGGUCUCACAGCUUGUUCACUACCAGGUAAAGGAUUAAUGUUCGAGAUACCAGAAGAUGAAAUAGAAUACGGACUGGGAGUCCACGGGGAAGCGGGAUACGAGAGAAAAAAAUUACAGACUACAAAUGUAAUUGUAUCGCAAAUUCUGAAGAAAUUAAUCGAAACUCUAUCUCUUCAAUACAACGAUUCAAUUGCAAUAAUUGUGAAUAAUUUCGGUGGAUUGAAUCAAUUAGAAACUGGAAUCGUCGUCAAAGAAGUAGUCACACAAUGUCAACUGCUUGGAAUAAAGCCCGUGCGAAUUUAUUCUGGAAUAUUAAUGUCAUCAUUGAAUAGUUCCGGUGUUCAUGUAUCAAUAUUGAAACUUCCCGCGAAUGAGGAAAAAGAAAUAAUUAAUUAUCUCGAUGAUCCAACCGAAGCACCGCAAUGGCCGGGAAAAUCGUAUACAAUUCCUUCUUCUAAAAGGGAAAAAUUUUCCGUCGAGGAGGAAAGAGUGACAUUCAAUAAAUUGGGGAAAAAAUUCAACAAACACGAAGAACGUUUAUUUAAAGAAUGCCUAUUAAAUGCAAGUAAAGCGAUAAUUGACAAGGAAAAUUAUAUCAAUAAUCUCGAUAGUGGUUGUGGCGAUGGAGAUUGUGGUUCAACUUUGAAACUACUUGCCGAUGCUAUUGUGAUGUCAAUAGAAGAAUUUAGUCUAUCACAUCCAGCUUCGGUAUUCAUGAAACUUUCCUACAUUGCCGAAGAGAAAGUGGGUGGAACGUCGGGCGCUUUAUACAGUUUAAUGUUCACUUUGUCGGCAAAAGAAAUUGCAAAUUCUGAUAAUGAAAAUUGGCCCCAAUUGUGGCAUAAAGCUUGGAGAAUGGCAAUUAACGGAAUAAUGAAGCACAGCAAAGCCAGAAUGGGCGAUAAAACAAUGCUUGACGCUAUGAUAGCCGGUUGCUCCGAACUUGAAGCGAAUUUAUCUCUCCCCGUUAUUGAGACUGCAAAAAUAGUUGAAAAAGCAGUGAAAGACGGCUGUGAGGCUACAAAAAAUAUGACACCAAAAGCCGGACGUGCCAGUUAUGUGAAGCAGGCGGAAUUUUUGACACAAGUCGACGCUGGCGCUUACGCAAUAACCACCUGGAUAACUGCUAUUGUAAAUACAAUUUUAAAUUUUAAAUAAUUUAUUAUUUCUACAUGACUAUUAAUUGUAUAAUGGAAAAAUUUAUACAAAAAUCGUAGUGUUUUGUCAUCUUAAAAAAAAGGUAGAAAUAUUUGUGAAAUUGUUUAUAAAAAGACAA
Molecule: messenger RNA, 2072 nt
Organism: Leptopilina heterotoma
Lineage: Eukaryota; Metazoa; Arthropoda; Insecta; Hymenoptera; Figitidae
Product: triokinase/FMN cyclase-like
Exons: 10
Coding region: 422-1954 (510 amino acids)
Biological process (GO): glycerol catabolic process
Cellular component (GO): cytosol
Molecular function (GO): glycerone kinase activity
Source: RefSeq, a predicted model, not a curated record